GUGGGGCCAGCUGGUGCGGGGGCCGCGACGGAGUUUCCCUGGCGGAGUGGGCCCGGGGUUCCCGAUGACUGGCUGCGCUCCCGGCGGCCGAGGACCGGGCUGGGGCUGGCGGGGACCUUGCUGGAGGGGCGGUGCGGUUCGGAGCCCGUGCCGCGCCUUCGCAGCAGCUGCGAGCCCUGACAGCGGGUGUUCCGCAGGUGUGCAGGGGUGCGCCUUUGAGUGAGGGACUGAGGCCGGGAACGCGAGUCUCGGCCCGGACGCUUUAGCGUGGGUGGUGGGCUGAGCCCGUGCGGGGAGCCGGCUUGGUCGCCAGCGUCUGAAGGCCCUGCUGGGGCCCGAGGCCCUGAUGGCGGCGUCAGCUCAGAGGGACCUGGUGCAGGAAAAAAGAAGGGCUGCUGAUUGAACCACCCAAGUGUAACUACAGGCCAGAGCCCCAGAGAAGACCUCAUAUAAGUAGGAAAAGGUAGAUGAAGUCCUAAUGUGGGGAUUAGAAGCAGUAUAGGUUUAGGAUUGUGGACUCAAUGAGAAGACCAAGACCUUGUUGGUGUGUGUCUGAGAAGCAGAUUACUGAAGCAUUAGGGGACUGGGCGAGCACAGGUUUGGGCCCUGCACUUCAGACCCAGACUUCAGAUGGCAGCCCUCCUUUCGCCUGUCACUGCUGUGGGCUCAAACGGUGGUCAUGUGAGGCAUUUUUUUUUUAAAGCCAGUAUUAAUCUAUCCAGGGCAUAGUAUCUUCUUAGAGCUGAGAAGAGCAAAGGAACAGGAUGAGUAGGGAGUGGAGAGGGAGGCCUGAGGAUUGAGGCUGAUCAUGGAAUGAACUGUCCCCAUCACAGCAGGGCUGUGUGGCCUUCGAGGACGUGACCAUUUACUUCUCCCAGGAGGAAUGGGGACUGCUCAGUGAGGCACAGAGGCUCCUCUACUGCGAUGUGAUGCUGGAGAACUUUGCACUCAUAGCCUCUUUGGGGCUCACAUCUUUCAGGUGCCAUGUCAUUGCCCAACUCAAGAUGGGGAAAGAACCCUGGGUUCCUGACAGAGUGGGCAUGACUUCAGCUAUGGCAAGAGGAGCUUUUAGGAGGUCUGGCUCUGAGGAGAAGGAGCUACCUUCUGAGAAAAACAUUUCUAUAAAAGAAACAUCACAGAAUGAGAAUCCAAAGACACCCACGUCUAUGCAGAAGACCUACCCCUGUGACACAUUUGACCUACACUUGAAAGACAUUUUGUACCUGGCUGAACAUCAGACAACCCAUGCCAGGCAGAAGCCCUGUGUGUAUGAGGCAGUUAGGACAGGGUUCAAGUUUAACACAAACCUUUGUCAGCAACAGGUGCAAAAGAAUGAGGACAAGUCUGCCAGAGGGGAGGAGGGCAGGGUCUCUCUGGGAAAGACCUGCACAGACCACACAUUACAGAAGCCUUUCAUGUGUGGGGAGGGCAGGGAUAACUUUGUGGUCACAUCAGAUUUUGCGCAGCACCAGAUCACUCCCAGUGUGGAGGAGGCACACAAGAAUUCUGAUGGUGCAUUAAAUUUUCCCACUGCUAGGGAUACUGUCAGUGAUGCAUCCACACUUGUUCAUCAACAGAGAGUCCACAGUGGAGAGAGGCCCUAUGAAUGCAGCAAGUGUCUGAUAAUCUUUAGUGAUGCUUCUAGCCUCAAGCAACACCAGAGAGUUCACAGUAGCAAGUCUUAUGAGUGCUGUGAGUGUGGGAAAUUUUUUAGCCGGCACUUCUGUCUUGUGGAACAUCAGAGAAUUCACACUGGUGAAAAGCCAUAUGAGUGCAGUGAAUGUGGGAAGUUCUUUAGUCAGCACUCCAGCCUUUUUCAACACAAGAGGAUUCAUACUGGAAGACGUGCUCAUGAGUGCAGGGAAUGUGGGAAAUUCUUCAUCUGCAACUCCAGCUUAAUUAAGCAUGGGAGAGUUCACACAGGAGAAAGACCUUAUAAAUGCAAGGAAUGCGGAAAAUCAUUUAGGCAGAUUUCCAAUCUCACCCAGCAUCAGAGAGUUCACACUGGAGAACAACCUUUUGAGUGUGAGAAAUGUGGGAAAGUCUUCAGCCGAAGCUCCAAUCUCAUGAACCAUCAGAGAGUUCACACUGGUGAAAGGCCUUACAAGUGCACUGAAUGUGGGAAGAUGUUCAGCCAAAUCUCCCACCUCAGGAUCCAUCAGAGACUCCACACUGGUGAACGGCCUUACCAGUGCAGUGAAUGUGGAAAAUACUUUAAUCAAAGUUCCAGCCUUAAAGCCCAUCAGAGGUUUCACACUAAUGAACGACCUUAUGAAUGCAGUGAAUGUGGGAAAGCCUUUAAACAAAGCUCAAAUCUGAGGCAGCAUCAAGUAGUUCACAAACCAGACAGGCCUUAUAAGUGCAGUGAAUGUGGGAAAGCCUUCACCCAAAACUCCACUCUCAAUAAUCAUCGCAGGCUUCACACUGGUGAACGGCCUUAUGAGUGUAGAGAAUGUGGGAAAACCUUCAGACAAAGGUCUAAUUUGAGUGAGCACCAGAUAGUUCACAAACCAGACAGGCCUUAUAAGUGCAGUGAAUGUGGCAAAGCCUUCAGCCAAAAGCGCACCCUCAUUCAACAUCAAAAAAUUCACACCAGAGAAAGGAAUGUAGAGAAUAUGCACCUGGCUUGUUGAACACAGCUGCACAUAGCAGAGAAAGAGUGUGUGUGUGUUACAGUGGGUUUAAUGGAGUGUCAGCCAUGUGGUCACAUGGAGGAGAUUCCUUAUGAAAGUAUGUGAUGGGUGGUUUCAGGACCAAAGUCAUAGUUGUCCAUUUUAUCACUGCUAAAGUUUGGGAUAGAAACUAUCUCAACUUGGCCCACCAGCAGGUCUCCAGAGCAUGUGUCACACACUCCACCAUCUCAGGGAAAGCAGCACUUUGUUUUCUUUCUAGUCCCUGAAUGGAACGUGAUGUACUAAGGUCAUAGAAAGAUGUUCCCUUGUACAUGACUAUUUUUUAGCUAUGGAUGUGACCUGUUUGGAGCCAUGAUGAUCUAAAUGGAGUUCUACUGUCAUUGAGAUGGUUUCUUUUUGGGGGGAUAUUCAGUGGUCUAAUGUGAUGGAUUUAUGUGACCAGACCCAAAUACCUAAAAUACAUCGGUCAGUUCCUGUUAUAUGAGGAGCCUUACUGAUUAAAGCAUGUUUUAUCUUCCUUCUGAUCACUGUGAGAGUAGUUCGAACAGAGGACAGAGCUAAGUAAGGUCUAUUAAUGAACAGCUCCAAAUUGUAUGUGCUUCAGAAGUGACAGUAGGAUAGCAGAAAACAGCUUUCAGCCCAGAUUUGGCCUUAGAAUAAUGGCUAAGUAGGGCUUUCUAGGAAAGACUGUCUUGCUUUUUGGGUCUGUAUUGAAGUCCUGAAUGCUAUGAAUUUUCAUGGCCCAAAUGGCGUGAAUUCUAAUCCUAAGAGGUAGCAGUUGUGGCUACCUCCAGGGCAUCUGAGAGCAAUGUCAACUGGGUCCCUUACCUCUAGCAGUGAUGGCAAGCCUUUUAGAAAUCCAUGUGCCCAAGCUGCAACCCAAAGCCCACUUGUUUAUCAUAAAAUGCCAGCACUCUAAAUUGAACCUGAAUGUGCAACUGCUGGUGCAGUGCUGGGGGCACUUGGUUUGGGUGCCAACAGAGAGGGCUCUGCAUGCCCACCAUGGAGUACAUGCCAUAGGUUCAUCACAACUGUCCUAAUUGCUUUUCAUCUGUUACCUGCCAAGGAGUCAUAAUGCUGUGAAUUUCUGCAUUUGUUAUACAGAUGUAUUUACCUUUAAGACCUGGUAAGUCCCGAAGAGUCCAUAAUUUGUACAGAAACACACAGUGUGACUAUAGAGAGUGGGUGAGACUGUGGGGAUGGAACUGUUCUAAAAACGUAUCCUCAAGUGUUCCUUUGGAUGUCACUGUGUAGAAUUGAGGACUUGUAUCUAGAUGUUCCCCCCAAAGGCUCAUGUGGUCAUAGGUGGGAAGUUAUGAAGGUGGCUGGAUUAGUGUGUGUGAAUGUGGAUUCAAGGUGUGAUGUUGGGGUUAAGGGUGUCACCAAUCAAUAGGCUUAUAGUGUGGGUGAACUAUGAAAGCAGAAUUGUUGCUGCUGCUGCUGCUGCUGCUUCUGAUUUGCUGCCUCCUGCCUGCUUACCAUGGACUGUUUCUUAUCAGUGAUGCGCCUCUUCCAUACUGCCUUGCCUUGGAGCGAGCCAACUGUGGACAGAAACCUCUACAAGCUGACUUGAAAUAAACCUUUUCUCCUUUAA
Cavia porcellus (domestic guinea pig) is the source of this 4227-nucleotide messenger RNA. Its product is annotated as zinc finger protein 792-like. Lineage: Eukaryota; Metazoa; Chordata; Mammalia; Rodentia; Caviidae. Gene Ontology annotation, biological process: regulation of transcription by RNA polymerase II. Gene Ontology annotation, molecular function: chromatin insulator sequence binding. The transcript is spliced from 4 exons. Gene Ontology annotation, cellular component: chromosome. The coding region runs from base 930 to 2633 and encodes 567 amino acids. The record is from RefSeq and is a predicted model, not a curated record.